Messenger RNA from Nerophis lumbriciformis (worm pipefish), 2751 nucleotides. The record is from RefSeq and is a predicted model, not a curated record. Lineage: Eukaryota; Metazoa; Chordata; Actinopteri; Syngnathiformes; Syngnathidae.
AUGUCAAACUGCUUAAAAAGUCAACGGAGUCCGCGCAGAGAAGUAGGUAAGGCGAAACGACAAGGAUUCUGCGUUCAGGAGUUUCUCGACGGCUCCAAAUACGAGGGGGAGUUUGUGGAUGGCCUCAAACAAGGGAAGGGAAAAUAUACGUGGAAAAAUGGAGAGUUCUAUGAAGGCUCUUUUUACAAAGACUACAGACAUGGUGAUGGAAUGUACUAUUGGCCAUCGGGUAAUAAAUUCUACGGUAAAUUUUACCUGAAUUGGAGAGAAGGCUACGGAAAACACAUUUUCCCUGAUGGAGCCAUAUUUAAGGGUUUGUACCAUGCUGACCAAAGGUUUGGUCCUGGUGUUCUUACUGCGCCAUAUGGAUGUCAGGAUGUGGGUAUUUGGCACGGGAAGCACCUUAUACAACUGUGCAAUACUGUUGAAGGUAGCUUCCGCUUAGAAGAGUUUACAGAAUAUUCUGUCGAUUUGGAGCAAACUACCACUUCAAAUUUGAGUGAGACUCCCCAAACAGUUCUCUCCGAGGGAUACACCAAGACAGAUUCAGGGGCAGACAGAGAUGAUCAUUUGCUGCUCUAUGACGACAAUACUAUUCUUCCCUCUGCUUUUGAAAAUUAUUCUACUGAUAUUGACCACCUACCAUUGCCGCCGCAUGUUAGAAGAGAGUUCGACCAGAAUUUUUUUGGCCAGUUGUGGGAACCUGAUUCCCACCUGGAUGAAGGCUACAAACAAGAUCCAUCCUCUGUCCAGCCUUUACCAGCCAAAAUGUUGGCUCACAUUCACAAACACAGACAACAGGCUAAAACAAUAGACUGGCCUGUCGCAAACGUACUUUCAUGUAAAAGAGACUUUUUUGGGCCAAAAGGACCUUUGGAAAUCGCAUCUGAGCUGCUGAUUCAUCAGGCUUCCAUCGGAGAGCGACAGACUGUUUUACAGAUUCUCCUGGAUGGCUGUGUUCACCCUGACGUGGCAGAUUCUCAAGGGCAUACGGCACUCAUCGCUGCCACAAUUCACUGCCAAAAUGAUGUGAUCAAUCUCUUACUGGAUAUGGGAGCUUAUAUCGACAGGCUGAAUUCUGAGGGCAUGUCAUGUUUGUCAGUGUGUCAUGUCCUGUACUAUCCAAUCAAGUGUUUAUGCACAUUUUCUGCACUUCAAGAAGAAACAGAGGAUAUCAUUGAAAGGCUCCCUGAUGAGGAAUUGACUCUUCCAGAUGAUUAUAACAGAGGUAACGAGGAGAACAUACAAUCUUUGGAAGGCUCCAAUCAGCUGGACAAUGAACUGACCUCAGAACCGUACUUUUCUUCUUCCUGCUCCAUGUACAGCUACGACAUAGAAGUCUCAGAAAAGCUCCUGGAGGUUGCAGCUGAAGCCCUGAGUCACACCGGCUUUCCUCAGCAAUCUGAUACUGAGGAGACCGUUCGCAAAAUGGCAGCAAAAAAAUUCAUGCACCGUUUUCGUUUGUCCACACUGAAUCUGUUAUUGGAUCGGGGCGCUAACCCCAAUAUAUCCAAAGUCCCCUUACCUGUCCUCUUUGUGGCCAUUAUGGCGAGAGACACUGAAACUGUCAGGAGACUUUUACUGAGUGGAGCUCAUACUGAUAUUGCUCUGUCGCUUGAGCGGAAAGGCCAUUAUCCUCUGCAUGUGGCUGCAACUUUGCCAGGCCCAGAAAGUCCCAAAAUCAUAGAAAUGUUGCUGCAUGCUUUGUCUGACCCAGAUGCACGGGCAUCUGACCAGAAUGAGAGCUAUGAACUGGAUAAGGUGUUGUGUAUGAUCUGGUUUGGUCAUAGUUCAAUUGUUGGAAUGAUUAUAUCUAUUUUUUUGCAGGUUUCCAUAAUAAUCAGAAGAUUAUGCAGGGUCCCCUGGGAGCCAAGUCCCAAAGAAGGAGGUCGAACAGCUCUACAUAUUGUUUGCCAACGAGAAACUGAUCACAUGAAUGCAUGCGAAGCAGUAUCGGUCUUGCUCUCUCACAGAGCCAGAACAGACCUCCUCUGGAGUGGACACUCGCCUCUUUCCUUGGCUAUAUCAACUGGCAAUGAAAUGGCGGUGCAGGAGCUAUUAAAAGGAGGUGCAGAUCCAAACAUACCAUUGGGUCUCGGAGUGGGUAAUGCCCUCUGUGCCCUCAGUAACUUCAGCUACAACUUGGAUGACAAAAGAGAAAAACUGCUGGACAUGUUAGAAAAGGCUGGUGCUGACAUGUUGAUGCCGGUUCAAAUUGGUGAUACCAAGGGAACGGCAGUUGACUAUGCACACUUCUCUUUCAACCAAGAUUCGCAUAUUGCCAAAAUACCCUUUCAUAGGCUAAGCAUGGAGGAGAGAGAAACAUUCAAAGCACGUCGCAACCUGCUUACCCUGAUGGGAGAUUUGCUUAGAUGCAAGGCUGUCAAGAGAGAGAAAGAAAUAUUAGAGAGUGAGAAAAAUAGUAGGCGUGAAGCAGCUAGCAGCAAAGUUCCCAUGACAAGGAUACCAUUUCAGUUCUGCUACCAUUGUGGGCGCUCUGCAACUGUGACUCUAACUGCUUGCACUCGCUGCCACCAGGUUCUUUUCUGCUCAACAAAUUGUAAAUUAAAAUCAUGGAAUAAGGGACACAAGGAAGAGUGUAUCCAGGCAGUGGCCGAACAAAUCAAGCUGGAGCAGAAGAAAAUGACCCACUGCUCUAAACCAGAUAAGAGCAAAGAAUGGCCUGCGGGCUUUAUACGACACGAGGGGCUUUUUAAUACGUGUCCGAUUAAAAAGAAAAAAUCAAAAUAA